Molecule: messenger RNA, 782 nt
Organism: Galdieria sulphuraria
Lineage: Eukaryota; Rhodophyta; Bangiophyceae; Galdieriales; Galdieriaceae
Exons: 2
Coding region: 35-760 (241 amino acids)
Source: RefSeq, a predicted model, not a curated record
AUAGAAUCGAUAAAAAGGGAAUGACAAAUUCCUAAUGGGUUUUCUUCAACUGCCUUGGCUUUUUAUACAACCACGCUGGAGUUUAUUUUUCCUUUUCUUUGUUUGUUUCUGUGAUAUUCCUUUUGGUGGUUAUUGCAAAGUCACUAUUGAGGAGUUUUUUAAUACCUUUUCGGGUAAUUGGCGACUACAGAUUAGUCAGUUGAAUAACAAUAGUAGUAACAGCGGACUUUUUCCAAUCCAAUUACAGAGUUGUUUAUCUCCCUGCGUUCGUCAUUUGUAUUUGACAACUCGUUCUGAUGGCAUAAUACUCCAAGGUUCUUAUAUGGAAUUUGAUCAAGACGAAGUGGUAACCAACUCUUUAUCACUUGAGUUUAUGGGUUUUCCACACAAUAAUAGUUUUAAGAUAUUUCAAGACGGUCUCUACUUGAAGGACACCAACUUAUCGUUUAAGGUUUCUAAGAGCAGUGUUCGAGAAGAAGCCUUUUAUAUAAUGUCUGAUAGUAGUAUAUCCAAUAGAAAUAUUUCCUCCUUAUCUUGUAUGGGUUCAGUUUUCAAAGAAUCCAUGUUUUGGAGUUGUGAUGAUCAUAUAGCUUGGAUGAUAUUUGGAGAACGAUUAGAAGAAGAAGAAGAAGAGGAGAAGGGAGGAUUGCGCAAAUAUCUUCCUACUAUCAUGAUUAUUGUUGUUUUUAUUUUGGUGCGAAAAUUGCAAUCAUUUCUAUUAGAAAAGAGAGCUACAUUGGUUCCUACUAGUUUUGGUUAAGUUGCAUGAUGAUUGAUUUUUG